Thalassophryne amazonica is the source of this 1031-nucleotide messenger RNA. RefSeq names its product olfactory receptor 140-like. Gene Ontology annotation, cellular component: membrane. Gene Ontology annotation, molecular function: olfactory receptor activity; G protein-coupled receptor activity. Lineage: Eukaryota; Metazoa; Chordata; Actinopteri; Batrachoidiformes; Batrachoididae. Gene Ontology annotation, biological process: G protein-coupled receptor signaling pathway. The record is from RefSeq and is a predicted model, not a curated record. The coding region runs from base 86 to 1015 and encodes 309 amino acids. The transcript has a single exon.
AACUGGUUCAGAAAAUGAAUGAAUGAAUGAACAACAACACGUCUUCUUUGAUUAUUUUUUUCUAUUUGAUAUGUGUUUUAUAUAAAUGACAUUAAGUACAAUGGUUGUUUCUAACGGUUUCUUUUUCUCUCUUUCAGGGUUAAAUUUCACGGCCGAACACAAACUCGUUCUGUUCGCCGUCACUUCUCUGUAUUACGUAAUCAUCUGGUUUGUAAACGUGGCUCUCAUUUUAACCAUCGUAACAGACCGAACUCUUCACGACCCCAUGUACGUAUUCCUGUGCAGUAUGUGCGUGAGCGGACUCUACGGGACUUCAGGCUUUUACCCCAAAUUUCUCAAAGACCUGCUGUCGCCCGCUCACGUGGCCUCGUACACGGAGUGUUUUCUGCAGAGUUUUGUGAUUUACUCCUCUUACUCGUGUGACCUUUCGACCCUAACCCUCAUGGCCUUUGACAGAUAUGUUGCGAUUUGUCUCCCGCUGAGGUACCACUCUGUGAUGACUAAACAAAGAGUCGCUCUCUUCGUGGUCUUCUCGUGGCUGUUACCACUUUUCUGCAUGUUUGUUAACACAAUGACUGUUCUUCAAUCUGACUUAUGCGGCUCAAACAUCCCUAAACUCUACUGUUCUAAUUAUUUUAUCAAUAAACUGGCCUGCACACCGUCUGUCGCCAACACAGGUGUUGUUUAUUUCAACAUCAUCUUUUACAUUCUUCAUUUUGUCUUUAUUCUUUGUUCUUACAUCCCUCUGCUGAGAACGUGCCAAAGGUCAAAUGAGGGCUGGAAUAAAUUUGUACAAACUUGCGUCCCACAUUUGAUUGCUCUGCUUAAUUUUGGUGUGGCUGUGCUCUUUGAUUUGAUGUACAUGCGGUUUGGUUCACUUAGUUUAACUCAAAACCUGCAGAACUUCAUGUCAAUAGAAGUGUUUCUUAUUCCUCCGAUUAUGAAUCCUCUGAUAUACGGCUUAAAACUCAGCAAACUUCGGAAUAAAGUUCAUGAAUUUAUUCAUAAAAACUAACACCAAUGAUCAUGAU